UCUGACUGUUUAACACCUUGGCACCUCCAUCUAACUUCUGCUGUGAGACGUUCAAUGCCCUAGCUCGCGUGUUUGUCGCAAUACACACACAAUGCAACUUUGACUUCAUUUCCCUGUCUGUCUUCUCCCUGGAUCGAAAAAGGGAAAAAACAUGAGAGACGCGGGGGAAGGAGGCGGCAGAGACCAAAUCAAAUCUGAGAAGGACCAGAGUUGGAUCCCCAAAAUCAUCAAAAAACGAGUGUGCACCGCCUUUGUAGAAGAUUCAUUCAGUAAUGGAAGUUUGUGCCAGUGUGGGGGUGCGAGAGAUGCCCAUGCCUCCGUGGCUCUUGGAGACUAUUUCAGCACAGCAAUCGUCAACCACUGGGACAGUGCCCAGCACUCAUCUGAAUACCCCACGGAUGCCUUUGGAGAGCUGCAGUUUGCAGGAGCCAGCAAGAGGCAUAGCUAUUUCCUGCGGCUGUCAUGGGACACACCCCCAUCUAUGGUCUACACCCUGAUGACAGCCCACUGGGGUCUACCGACACCCAACCUGGUGGUUUCUGUAGUGGGUGGAGAAGGCAGAUCAAAGGUGAAGACCUGGGUUCGGGAGGUCAUCAGACAAGGUCUGGUGAAAGCUUCACAGAGCACAGGAGCGUGGAUACUGACUGCAGGCUUGCGUGAGGGUGUAGGCCGAUGUGUUGGUGAGGCAGUGCGGGAUCACGCCACCGCAGCUUCUUCAGUCUCCAUUAACAAGGUGGUGGCGCUGGGCAUCACUCCCUGGGGUCUCGUGCACAACCGCCAGCAACUAGUCAACCCUCAGGGCAGUUUUCCUGCUAAGUACUAUGUCCAGAACACGUCCCGGGACUCCUGCUGCCUGGACAACAACUACCAGGCUUUCCUGCUGGUGGAUGAUGGGAGUGUGGGACGCAGCGGGGGGGAGACAAGCUUCAGGGCCAAACUGGAGGACUACAUCUCACACCAGCGGACAGGAAUCUGGGGAAGCGGCAGCAUUGACAUUCCUGUUCUGUGUAUGCUGGUGUCUGGGGAAGCAAACAUGCUGGAGAGAGUGGAUCUGUCUCUGAAAAGCUCUAUGCCCUGGUUGGUGCUGGCGGGCUCAGGGGGCGUGGCCGAUUUCCUGAGUGACAUCUUGGAGAACCUGUCAUCAGCCCCGGUUGUGCAGUCGUCCGGUGAGGGCGAUGCUGAGGCGGGACCUAGCAUGGAUCUGAAAGACAGGAUGGCAGAACGCUUUAAGAAGUACUUUCCUUCUGAAGCAGAAGCAGAAAAACUAGUUGAACGGGCGCUGAGCAUCUACAACAACAAAGACCUCAUCACAAUAUACCACGGAGAGCAAGAAGGUCCCAACGACUUUGAUACUGUCCUGCUGAAAACAUUGGUCGGAGCCAGUAAGCAGCGUGCAUCAAUAGACGCCAGCCCGUACAAUGAGGAGUUGAAGCUCGCCGUCACAUGGAACAGGGUUGACAUUGCUAAGAGUGAACUCUUCAAUGGGGACAUCCAGUGGAGGUACGACGACUUGGAGGAUUCCAUGACAGACGCCCUGAUUAAUGACAAGCCCCAGUUUGUGCGUCUUUUCACCGAAAACGGCCUCAAUAUCCUGGACUACCUGACCUAUGGCAGACUGGAAAGCCUCUACCGCUCUGUGGCCGAUGGGACGCUUCUUUACCAGCUACUACAGCGCUGCCUGGUGGAGAGACUGGGAACUGCAGCCGUCGGCACAUUGUCCACUCACCAGGAAUCUCCCUCCAAAUCAGCAGCAGAGAAGAUGCAGGGUGGCCAGGUCAUGGAUAUCACCCUUUUUGAGGUGGCAGGAGUCCUGGAGUGGUUAAUGGGCGACGUCUGCCGGCCAUUCUACUAUGAAGCUGUGGGCUUAGGACAGAUUUCAUCCAGGAGGCGAGCUAUAAAGCGUGUCAGUAAACUUCUGCGUGGAGACAAUUUGUAUCGGGAGAGGCGUUGCUUGUAUCCCUGGGCUUCUCUCUUCAUCUGGGCUGUCCUGCAGAACCGGAACGAGAUGGCCACUUUCUUCUGGGAGAUGGCAGCGGAAUCAGUGCUGAGCGCAUUGAGCGGUUGUAAGAUUCUGAGGGAGUUGUCCAAACUGGAGACAGAGACCGAAACCAAACUCAGCAUGAAAGACCUCGCACAGAAGUUUGAAAACCUGGCACAUGAUAUCUUCAGCUCUUGUUAUCGAAGCCAUGAGAGCCGCUCUUUCACUCUGCUGAUCCGAAAAUCUCCGGUUUGGGGCGGAACCACCUGCCUUCAGAUGGGCAUGAGUGCUGAUGCAAGGCUUUUCUUCAGCCACGAUGGAGUACAAUCUCUUUUGUCCCAGAUCUGGUGGGGUGACAUGAAGAGGAACACCGAUGUGUGGAAGCUCCUGCUCACCUUCUUCUGCCCUGUCCUCUGUUACACUAAUCUCAUCUCCUUCAGGGAACAAGAAGACCUCCAGCAAGGGGGCGACGACAAGCCUAAUGAGGACCCUCACGCCCGGGACAACGACAGCCUCUACGGCGCCACCGUCUUCUCUUUCUCAGACAUCAAGCACAUUGAUGCUGAUUCACAAGAAGCUCACAGUCCCAGGACAGCGACUAUUAAAGGCAUACCUCAGUCUUAUAGACCUCCCAAGCGUCCAUUCAUAGUUUCAAGAUGGCGUCAGUUCUGGUUUGCUCCCGUCACCUCCUUUCUGGGCAACGUCCUGAUGUACUUCCUCUUCCUGCUGCUCUUCGCUUACGUGCUGCUGGUGGACUUUAAGCCACCACCGCCUGCUGGUCCGGCCAUUACCGAGUACGUCCUGUACUUCUGGGUGUUCACCAUCGUGUGUGAGGAGAUCAGGGAGACUUUCUUUCAGGGGACGGUAACGUGGCGUCAGAGGUUCAGAUUAUACAUUCAGGAUGUGUGGAACAAAUGUGACCUCACUGCCAUCAUUCUGUUUAUCAUAGGACUAAUCUGCAGGAUGUUUGAGUGGUCAUAUGGAUUUGGUCGGGAUGUCCUGUGUGUAGAUUACAUGGUCUUCACCCUCCGUCUUAUUCAUAUCUUUGCCAUUCACAAACAGCUGGGGCCAAAGAUCAUUAUUGUUGGCAAGAUGAUGAAGGAUGUUUUCUUCUUUCUCUUCUUCCUGGGCGUGUGGCUCAUGGCCUAUGGUGUAGCCAAUCAGGCUUUGAUUUAUUCAUAUGAUCCCAACCCGGAUCGCAUCUUUCGCCGGGUUUUCUACAGGCCAUACCUGCACAUCUUUGGACAGAUCCCUGUGGAGGAGAUGGACGUUGGGAAGGAGUGGGACAUGCCAUGCACAGACAACGUGACAUUGAUUGAGACCGGGGCAGAGCCUUGUAGAGUCCAGCACAGUAACUGGCUGGUGGUUAUUCUGCUUGUCAUUUACCUGCUCGUCACCAACAUUCUGCUCAUCAACCUCCUUAUCGCCAUGUUUAGUUACACUUUCUCUGAGGUUCAGGCAAACAGCGACAUCUACUGGAAGUUCCAGCGCUACAACCUGAUCGUUCAGUACCAUUCCCGUCCUUCGCUGGCUCCUCCUUUCAUCAUACUCUCACACAUCAACCUCUUCAUCAAGAGGAAAAUCCGCAAGGUGCCUUCUGUGAAGAUUCACCACUUUGUGUUGGAGUUAAAAGGGAAAGCGGCAAACAGACUAAUGACGUGGGAAACUAUUCAGAAAGAGGAUUUCCUCACGGCUCAGAGCAAGGUUCAGAAAAGCAGUGACUCGGAGCGGCUCAAAAGGAUGUCUGCCAAGGUGGAUGGUGUGGUGAAACAUCUGACUGAGACCAGAGACUUAGACCACAGGCUGAGGGCUUUGGAGAACGAGAUGGAGUAUUGCUCAAACGCUCUCAGCUGGAUUGUGGAUACUUUAGCUAACAGUAGUACUUUUAAGCCUCCUCGAGCUCCACCCGCAUUAAGAGACACAUUCCUUUCGUCUUAUUCUUCGACCUGACUUGACUUUAACCCGGCGAUGUCGUCACUUGCUCAGGAUGAAUAAAAGAAGACUUAUUUUGCUGCUCCUGUACUAUCAUCAUCUACAGACCUUUGUUUCUGUUCAACAUGGGACUCUGUGGUCAAAAAUGAGCUAAAAACAAAAAAAAUAUCAGUCAUAUCUUGUUACAGUGGAUGGCAUGUUAGGGUUACUUUAGGUAAAAUAAUAAACCCAGUGAGAGGAGGAUGGUGACACUUUAAUUGGAGGAAAAAAAAAUAAGCGCUUUACUGUCACUGAGAAUGAAAGGGUGAAUUUAUGAGAAAAAAAAACUCAUACGCUAACAAGAUAAACAAGAAAAAUAGGAUGCCGUGUUAGAUGUAUAUACAGAUAAAGACUUGGGAACAAAGCUUGUCAGUUGGGUUUGUCUGAGUACGUUGCGUUCAGUGGCACCAGGGUUCACGUUCAUGAAUAUUUAACUACACAGUUUUGUUCAGGUUUGUUAGGUUUAGGAGAAGAUUGUACUUGAGGUUUUUAUUUGUUAACUCGUUUUGAUGAAUUGAUAACCGCUGGAUAAGUGUAUUUCCCAGUUUCUAGAUUGUUUUUUGGGUGUCGUUAUAAAAUAAACCUUAAAUGUUAAGUUAGUCUUGUUGGUUGAGCUGCAGUUUGUGGUUUCAGUGUAUUUUUCCUGGUGUUUGUGCAGUGGAUUGUGGUUAAAGUAAUAAAUAAUAAAAAGUAAUAGGUGAAGGUUUAUGUCAGUCUGGUGUGCAUUAAUAGUGUUAGUAGAAAACUGAAACUAAAUACACAGAAUGAUAAUUAAUGUUGUAAAGGUCCAACCUCCAGUGUCCCAUACGGCAGCUCUGUACACGACUCACUCAGCCAAACCAGACCAACAAGACUGAAGGACUUACCUGUAUUUGCUCCUAAUUAUGCUUCCUAUUUUACUCUCAAAAGUGGAGUUUUUCCUCACAUUUUCACCCUGUUUCUCCCACUUCAAUUGUUUUAGAUUAUACCCAAAGUGACCCUAAUACACUGUGGUUUUGUAGCAUAUAAAAGUUUAUAUUUUAACUAUGAAAUCUAUUUUAUUUUAAAGCCAAAGUCAACGUUACAUUAAAGCUGAGAGACUGUUUUACAGUAUGUUACAGAGUUGUAAUACUUUCAUUGUGAAAUUGUUUUGUUACAUUCUGGUUUCUUGCAUUUAAUGUUGCUACUUUUGGUCAUUUUAUUUUAUUUGCUACAUUUUUAUGGAGAUUAAAGUGUUACAGUGUUUUUAAA
Molecule: messenger RNA, 5179 nt
Organism: Sphaeramia orbicularis (orbiculate cardinalfish)
Lineage: Eukaryota; Metazoa; Chordata; Actinopteri; Kurtiformes; Apogonidae
Product: transient receptor potential cation channel subfamily M member 4-like
Exons: 28
Coding region: 152-3928 (1258 amino acids)
Biological process (GO): calcium ion transmembrane transport
Cellular component (GO): plasma membrane
Molecular function (GO): ligand-gated calcium channel activity; calcium-activated cation channel activity
Source: RefSeq, a predicted model, not a curated record